CAAAUGAUCAGAUCGGCAACCCGCAAUCAAUUCUUCACUCCCUGGCUGAUAAGUCUCCCCGGGUAAAUGGACUAAUAGGAGGGAAUUGCAGGACACGCCGAAGAAUCAACUAGCCAGAUUAAGCCGCGGGAAAUUGCCCGCGGUACAUAGUUACUGCAAGAUAUGGAGUCGCGCAUAGCAAGUAGCCCUAGCCAGGGACCCGCAGACCCAUACUUUCCAAAUCAAACUUCUCCCCUCUCCCUCUUUUUUUCUCUUCUUUUCUCUUUUGCUUGUUUCAUUCAUAUAUCAACUUCUUUCCAGCAGUGCUGUCGUCGCUCGUUUCUUUCUUAUUCUGUCUCCACAAGAGCUGUCACUCGUUUCCAGCUCCAUUCACUCUUUAUUUUCUUGACUUUGCGCCGUUUUUGCCCGUCCAGCUCCUAGGUAUACGGACACCACCGUUUUAUAUAUAAUACAAUAAACUGC
Molecule: messenger RNA, 462 nt
Organism: Aspergillus campestris IBT 28561
Lineage: Eukaryota; Fungi; Ascomycota; Eurotiomycetes; Eurotiales; Aspergillaceae
Exons: 1
Coding region: 163-420 (85 amino acids)
Source: RefSeq, a predicted model, not a curated record